Messenger RNA from Aphidius gifuensis, 1649 nucleotides. It is a transcript of the gene Y-y, whose product is annotated as protein yellow-like. Gene Ontology annotation, cellular component: extracellular region. Lineage: Eukaryota; Metazoa; Arthropoda; Insecta; Hymenoptera; Braconidae. The record is from RefSeq and is a predicted model, not a curated record. The transcript is spliced from 6 exons. The coding region runs from base 109 to 1389 and encodes 426 amino acids.
ACUCAAACUACCAGUUUUUCGCGGACUACUCGCUUGUUUAUUUAAGCGAUAAAAACCGUUGGGAUAUUUUUAAUAAUAUUUCUUCACAGUUUUAUUAGAUCACUUAACAUGAAAUAUUUUUGUUUUACUCUGAUUUUUCUAUCAAUAUGUAUAGCACAUUGUUUUGGUGAAGUUAAAAGAUGGCCAUCACGUUUUAGUCGUGCACCAUUACUCGAAAGAUUCUCCUGGAAACAGCUUGACUGGCAAUAUCCCGAUGAGAUAACACGAAAUGAAGCACUUGCAAGCGGUGAAUAUCAGCCUCAAAAUGGGCUUCCGGUCGGCAUCGAAAUAUGGAAGAAUAAGCUAUUCGUCACUGUGCCUAGAUGGAAAAUUGGUAUACCAUCAACACUAAACUACAUUGAUUUAGAUUCAAAUCGUGGUGGUUCACCAAAAUUAACACCGUAUCCAAACUGGUCACAAAAUGUUGCUGGUGCUUGUGGCACUGGUAUCACAACCGCAUACAGAAUUUAUGCUGAUCAGUGUGAUCGUCUUUGGGUGCUAGACACUGGGACAAUUGGGAUCGGUAAUACAACUGUACAGGCAUGUCCAUAUACACUAAAUGUCUUUGAUCUCACCACGGACAAAAUUGUACGACAAUAUCGCCUUAGGCCAGAGGACAUCAAUCAGAAUACUUUCAUUGCAAAUAUCGCUGUUGACCUGGGUACUGGUGGCUGUGACGAUGCUUUUGUUUAUAUGUCUGAUGAACUUGGAUAUGGUCUAAUUGUAUAUUCUUGGGCUAACAACACAUCAUGGCGUGUUACACAUAGUUAUUUCAUGCCAGAUCCACUAACAGGUGAUUACAAUGUUGGUGGGUUAAAUUUUCAAUGGGGUGAAGAAGGUAUAUUUGGGAUGAGUUUAUCACCGAUUGCUGCUGAUGGAUUUAGAACAUUAUUUUUUCAUCCGUUGAGCAGCAAUCGUGAAUUCGCUGUAUCUACAGAAAUUCUUCGUGAUCCAGAAUUGGCACUGGACAGUUAUCAUGCCUUUCAGGUACUUCCUGAAAGACCAAUGGGACAUUCAACGUCUGAAGUAAUGGAUGAGAAUGGUAUUCAAUUAUUCAAUCUGAUAGAUCAAAAUGCAGUCGGUUGCUGGAAUUCACUCUUACCAUAUUCGCCAGAUAAUCUCGGUGUAAUUGCUCGACACGAUGAGGCUUUAAUAUUUCCUGCUGAUGUCAAGAUUAAAAACGGUGUGAUUUGGAUAAUAUCAGACAGGAUGCCUAAUUUUCUUAUCACUUCACUCAAUGCGAGCGACAUCAAUUUUAGGAUUCUCACAGUUCCACUUGCUGACGCGAUAGCUGGUACUGUUUGCGAUAAUGUACCUCGAAAAUUUGCUGGGUUCAAUUCAGUAUGGUGACGCUGAUGAUUGAACAUUAAUAACUUUAUAAUGGUCUAAAAAGGUUUUUUUUAAAUUUUAUUUGUGGCUGAUUCAAUAUUGAUAUAGACCACCAUCUAUUAUUGUAGAAUUGUAUUUUUUCACUAGCGAUGAAUUAUUGAUUACAGAUCACAAUCAUUACUAAAUAUUGUAAUUUUUAACAUGACAUAACUUUUGAUACAUAUAACUUUUUAUUUAAUGCCAUCAUUUAAUAAAACAAUUUUUUUUUUUGUGUGUACUUA